Messenger RNA from Lampris incognitus (smalleye Pacific opah), 2237 nucleotides. Its product is annotated as serine/threonine-protein kinase WNK2-like. Gene Ontology annotation, cellular component: cytosol; cytoplasm. The transcript has 3 exons. Bases 353 to 1009 code for a protein of 218 amino acids. Gene Ontology annotation, molecular function: potassium channel inhibitor activity; protein serine/threonine kinase activity; chloride channel inhibitor activity. Gene Ontology annotation, biological process: positive regulation of sodium ion transmembrane transporter activity; positive regulation of potassium ion import across plasma membrane; intracellular signal transduction. The record is from RefSeq and is a predicted model, not a curated record. NCBI's taxonomy places the organism in Eukaryota, Metazoa, Chordata, Actinopteri, Lampriformes, Lampridae.
GACUGUUUUCAUGUGACAAUUGCGUACACACAACAGCAACGACAUCAAGUUUAACUUGAAUAGCUUUCCGCUACUGCGCCAAGGUGGAUCGACGCGCACAUACGGGGCGAGGAGAGAUGCACCCAUUUUACGAGCUGGACAUUUUGUUAAGACGUUAGAUGUCCGUAACAAUUUCAAGGUGUGAGGCCGGUGCUGGCGAACUGCGUCACCGCACGCGAGGGUUGCAGGUAGGCAGCACGCUCUCCGUCCCCCAGCAGAGGAACCAUGCUCGUCAUUUUCCGUCAGAAUUGUCACCCGUAGGCGCUUAAAGCAACAACGAAAAAAUAUAUUGAAAUAUUUUUUUUUUCCAAGGAUGGAUUUGGGGGACGAUACGUGCAUGGAUCUGCUGUUGGGAUCCUUGUUUUCCUCCGCACCCAAUUUAGACUCGGACAUAAACGCGAAUUCCCGCAGGCCUGUAUACGAGAACGGGGCAGACCAUCAUGUGAACGUACAGAAUGCGGCUCUGCGAGGGGUAAGUGAUCCCAGCGCGUACCCCUCGUCGGAGUACCGGGGGCUGGUUCGGCAACGGUUCAUCCGCCGGAGUUUGUGGUUCUCCGACGCGGAGGACCAGCCCGCAGACACGGCGGAGAGCGGCAGUGGCAGCCCGGUGCUCACCCACCUGCGGGGCAUCGUUGCCGGCUGUCGGAGCCGGGCCGCGGGCUGCCGGAACCGGGGCACGGAGAGCCGCGGGGAAGGGCUGAAAGACAACGCCAUGAAGGAGGAGAAAGACAGAGGGGUACCGGAACAGAAAGGUGACGCUUUGCCCCCCGACAUGACCGGUAAGGCUGGAAGUGACGAGAACGAGGAAGACGCCGGGAUGAAGGCGGUGUCCACCUCACCUGGGGGGCGUUUUCUCAAGUUUGACAUUGAGCUCGGCAGAGGCUCCUUCAAAACAGUUUAUAAAGGUCUUGACACCGAUACGUGGGUCGAGGUGGUGUGGUGUGAACUCCAGGUCCUCUGUUCUUUCUAAAUUGUUUCAGUGUUGCCGUGGGAAUGGCCAUCCUCUAUUACAGCAGCAACACGGGGGUCACGGGAGACAGCCCGGCUCUUGGUUUGGCUGCUCUGGGUUUGGGCAGAAAAGCUCAAGAAGUUCUCAUAUGGUACACUGAAGAAACCCUUACGCAAUAGUGGGCAUCUUCGUCGCCUGUUCUGCUGCGGCGAUGUUGUUUCUUCUCGAUCCCAAACUGCAGCGCACUGUCGGUUCAGGGGUUUGAAUGCUAAUUUUUAAACAUAACUGUCUAUUAUAUUACUCAUUUGCUUUGCUGAUUUGAGAUAACUAUAAUUAAUCUAAGCUGUGAUCAUUAUGGUCUGCUCAAAUAUGACAUAUUUGAAGAAAACUGCCCCCCCCAUACACACACACACAGCUCCGACUCUUCUUCAUUCAUCCAUCCAUCCAUUAUCCAAACCGCUUAUCCUGCUGUCAGGGUUGCGGGGAUGCUGGAGCCUAUCCCAGCAGUCAUUGGGCGGCAGGGAGACACCCUGGACAGGCCGCCAGGCCAUCACAGGGCACAGGGCAGACGCCUCUUCAUUAAUUCCAUUUUAGACGCUACACUUCUAUACUUCAGACAGCUUUUGGCCAAAAAUGACUGCCCUCUCUUGGCCAGUAAAAGUACUGACGUUCCUCGCCUCACAAGCAUGUUAGUUUACCCUGCAUCGAUUUCAUAACACGUCUCCUAAUUUCCACGUUUCGAACUUCGAUGAGCGAAUCUGUUUGACAUCUAAAAAGUCGAAAGAUGUUAACUUAAUAGUAUGACUUGAUAACGUUAUAGACGUGCUCAUAGCUGCAUGUGAUUGGUCAAAUCGAGUAAAAGGCAAGAGUGGCGAUGUGCAUUGUAUUUGUUGUUUCUACCUUUUGUGCCAAUUAAGUAAAACUCAUAGAUACAAAGUCUGAGAAAUGGUGAUGCACUACAAACAAAUUCACACCAGCGAUGGAAAUUAAAGGAGCAUACCGCUGUGGAAUCUUUUUUACUGACUGAAACACAAUAUUAUGCAUUGUGUGCAUCUGGUAUCAAAAUGACAAACAUUUGCAUUUUGGAAUUAUUAGUACAAAUGUGUAAAGGUAAAAAUGGCUUUUGAGCAUAACUGCACUGCUGGUUGCACAAUUCCUCGUUACAUUUGUACUGGAUCUCUGUUCACAGGUAUUCUUCAGGUCUUCUGAAAAGCCAUUUAACUAAGCCUCUAUAUAAAGCUUUAUGUAA